GUGCUAACAAAAUUUAAGUUUUUACGAUUUAUUUAAAAUUUGUAAAUCUAUUUCAAUUCAAUAAUUUAAUUACGUUUAUUUAAUUAUUGAUUCAAUACACAUCAGAGAAAUGUAUACUGUUGGUGGAAGCCAAUUUUUUAGAUUUUGUCAUUGUUGUAAUAGAAUAAUUUCAUAAGAAAUACCGUUGUGAUAAAGUUAAAUUAGAAUAAUUUAGUAUAAUAAAAUGUAAAUUGUGUGUGCAAUUUCGUAUUAAAAGAGGAAGCAAUGAAUUGAGAAAUGAGUUGAGAAUCGCAAGAAAGUUGCAUUUUCAUCCAAUUUCAGUUUUUGAUCAUUGGAGCGUCGGAGUCAUUCAAUUAUGGGUAGUAUUCGCCAGCUGAAUAUUCAUUUGCAAACUGAACAUCAAUCAUUGGUGGAAGUGAAGGACAAAGCUUACUUGGAAAUGCACUAAUUAAUACCCUCCUGUCUUACUUAGUCAUGGCUGCUUCUUCCUCUUCUCGCUCUGCCAAGCAAUGGAAGUAUGAAGUUUUCUUGAGCUUCAGAAGUGAAGACGCUUGCAAUUAUUUUACCAGCCGUCUCUAUUCUGCUUUGCGUCGUAAAUUCAUAAAUACCUAUGGUGAUGAUAAACUUAUCAGAGGAGGAAAAGAGAUAACAUUAGAGCUUUUGGAAGUGAUUGAAGAGUCAAAGAUUGCUGUAAUUGUUUUCUCCAAACACUUUGCUUCUUCAACAGUAUGCUUGGAUGAAGUGGUUAAGAUAAUUGAAUGCAGUGAAACUCAUGGACAAAUAGUCGUGCCAGUGUUUCUCCAGGUAGAUCUGUUCGAUGUGGGGAACCAAACUGGGAGUUUUGAGUCAGCUUUUGUUAAACAUGAAAUCGACAAUUUUGACAGGGUUCAGAAGUGGAAGGCUGCCUUGUCCAAAGCAGCUAAAAUUGCAGGAUGGAACUCCAAGCUCACCAGGAUAGAGGCCUGGCUUGUUGAAGAUAUUGUAGAAGAUAUUAUGAAAAAGUUGAGCCAAUGUCCAUAUGAUUCAGAGUGCUUGGUGGGAAUGAAUUCCCGCAUUCAUGAGAUCACACAAAUAUUGUCCAAUGAGUCAAAAGAUGUCCGCAUUUUAGGAAUUUGGGGAAUGGGUGGCAUAGGUAAAACAACCCUUGCCAAAGCUGUUUUCAAGAAGAUAGCAUGUCGAUUUGAAAGCUGCUGCUUUCUUGAAAAUGUCAAGGACACUUAUGAAAGAGAUGGUGGUUAUUACUUAUUAAAGGAACUUUUUUUUCAAAUAUCAGGGGAAAAAGGUAUCGGUAUAAGCAUUUCUAAUAUUCUGCACUCUCCUUCUAUCAAAAGAAAGGUUAAUAAAAAGGUCUUGAUUGUUGUGGAUGAUGUGAAUAGAACACAACACUUCGAAUUUUUUGAAAAGAAUCGCUGUUUUUUCGGCAAAGGAAGCAGAAUUCUUGUAACCAGCAGAGACAAACAAACGCUUUUGAGCAGUGUCGAUGACAUAUACGAAGUUAAGAAAUUACAUUUGUUUGACGCUCUAACACUUUUGAGGCAGAAUGCCUUUAAGAAAACCUCUCUAGUAGAAGAUUAUUGGCAUUUAUCCUCUCUGUAUGUUAAGUAUGCUAAUAGCAAUCCCUUGGCUCUAAAAGUCUUAGGCUCCUUUUUAUCUGACAAAAAUAAAAGAGAAUGGAACUGUGUUCUGGAUAACCUGGCAAGGAUUCCUAUUAGAGGUGUUCAAGAUGUCCUGAGAAUUAGUUACGAUAGCCUUGAUGAUGAUGAAAAGGAUAUCUUUCUUUACAUUGCAUGUUUUUUUAGAGGACAUAGUAGUGAAGAGGUGACAAGAAUCCUUAGAUGUUGUGGCUUGAAUGUAAAUAUUGGAUUAUGUGUUCUCAUGGAUAAAUCUCUUAUAGAGUGGAAAACUUCCGGUAACAUACAAAUGCACGACUUGCUGCAAGAAAUGGGGAAGGAAAUAGUUCUCCAAGAGUCUAGAGAGCCAUCCAAAAGGAGCAGAUUAUGGGAUCAUGAAGAUAUUGUUAGUGUGCUCACAAAAAAUAAUGUAAGAUUUAAGUACUUUGCAACUGAUGCAAUUGAAGCAAUAUUUCUGAACAUGUCCAAAAUUGAAGCCAUAGACUUAAAUCCAGAUGUUUUUAAGGGAAUGCCUCGUUUAAAAUUACUUUCAUUCUCCUAUGGGUCUGAAACAGAAACAGGUGAUAAGGUGCACCUUUCUAAAGGCCUGCAACUUUUCCCCAACGAGUUGCGAUAUUUGUACUGGCAUGGGUACCCAUUGGAAACUCUGCCGCGCAAUUUCCAUCAACUGAAAAUUGCAGAGCUUCAUUUGCCUUACAGCAAACUGAAAAUGCCCCCAAGUGGAGACAUGAUUAAAAGCUUGCAAUUCAUUGACCUCCAUCACUCCAUCUGCAUUUUCAAAGUUCCAGAGCUUACACUGGCUACAAAUCUUGUUCUGCUAAAAGUGUCUGGUUGUGAAAGAUUGAGAAAUUUUCCCAGUACAAUUGGUUUGAUGUCUCUUGAAGCUCUAGACCUUUCCGGUUGCUUGAGACUUGAUGCAUUUCCAGAGGUUUCAAGGAACCUAAAAUGUCUAGUUUUAAGUAACACAGCAAUAAAAGAAGUACCAGCAUCACUCGGCUCCCUCAGCAGGCUGGCUAUUUUGAAAUUGGAAUGUUGCAUGAAUCUUGAAACUCUCCCAAGCAGCAUGUGUAACUUGAAAUCUCUUGAAUUUCUUGACGUAUCUGGCUGCUCACGCCUAAAGCAAUUCCCAGAAAUCUCGGAGAUCAUGGAUCAUUUUCAGUUUCUUUAUCUGGAAGGAACAGCAAUUGAAGAGCUACCGUCAUCAAUUGAUAAUCUAAAAGCUCUUAGUUCACUGAAACUUAGGAAUUGCAGAAAACUUGCUUAUCUUCCGGAAACCCUCGGUAACUUAAAAUCUCUUGAUAUGUUACAUCUUCAAAAUUGCAGAAAACUUGGAAAUAUGCCAGCAAGUUUAACAGUUUCUUCGAGUAUACAAGCCAGUGGAUGUUAUAUGUUAAAAUCAGUUUCUGAGCUGAGUAGUUUAUCCUCGAUAUGGAAACUAGACCUUAGCAAUAACAGAUUUGAGUCACUUCCUGGAAGCAUACAACAACUGCACCAAUUGUGGGAACUCGACAUAAGUUUCUGUGAUAGGCUAAAAUCGUUGUUACAUCUUCCUUGGUCUCUACAGUACUUAAAUGCUCAUGACUGCAGAUCAUUAGAAAAUGUAUCAGCCCCUAUACCCUUCUUUGGAUUUGACGACGAUAUGAGCUCUUAUAUUGAAGAAAAGAAAUUUGAAUUUACUAAUUGCGUGAAAUUGAAUCCAAACAAAUCGUGGGGCAAGGUUUUGGCAGAAGUGGAGAAUAGGCUUCAACGAUCAGCUAGUGCGCUUAACAAAUUUGAUAGGAGAUACGAUACUAGAAGGAUGAUCAUGUAUUAUGGAAAUGAAAUUCCACAGUGGUUCACAUAUACAAGCAUGGGUAAUUCAAUUAAGAUCCCAUAUUGUAAACAUUCUGAAGAUUGCUUGUUUUGUUGGGAAAAGGCUGCACUAUGCUGUGUUAUCGCAUUUCCGGAUAAUUAUCACAUGAAUCCUGACAGCUUGCUGGAAAUUGAAUGCAGCUUGUCAAACUAUGACAAGGAGUCUUUCACAUUCAGGACUUAUAGAUCCACUGCAUUUGAGUAUGUGUCGGAGCACGUAGCCUUAUGUUACCCUGUCACGGCUCCACGGCGUAAAUAUGGCACGGGAGAGUGUCCUUGGUUAGAAAUAAAGAUAUAUGGUGAAAAUGAACUUCUGGAGGUGAGCAAGUGUGGAAUAUAUCCUCUAUGCAGCUGUACACAGAAAUGCAGGCUAUUGCCAUUGGAAGAGAAUGACAAUGAAAAACAAGGAGAUGGCCAUUGGAACACCAACGGAAGGGAAAAGGAAGAGGAACCACCUUUUAAAAUACUAAAACAAGCCUAGUUUCUCACUAUUACACUUGCUGGGGUUUGGUAAAAAUAUUGAUUUUUUUUCUGUAAUUUCAUUCUAUUUUACAUGUAACAAUCAAGUCCAAAUUGUUAUCAUACCAUAGAAAUACCUAUAAUUCUAUUUUUCGAUGCACGUGGAAAUCAAAUUUCUUAUUUGGCUCUCAAAAAUUGUAUGGAUUUAGAUUUGAGUCAAAUCCAAAACAAUUUGCAGAUUUUGUGAUUAUGAGGAGCAACGGUCAAAGUGUGUACUACUUUUGUGUUACUGGUGAUUAUGCUACCAUAGCCAUCUCACAUGUUUUAAGGUAACGGGCUCUUGGAUUCCCAAGCCACGGUUUGCACGUAUAUCUCUAAUUCUUGCUACGGAUUGAAGCAAAUUGUCGGAAAAACAGUGGGUUAGAAUGCAUUCAGGAAAGCACAGGCCGGAUUGAAACCAAGCUAAUAAAGGUGAGUGACAUUCCACAUAAUCACAUCAUCAGUACCUUUAUCAAAGUAUUAUAACAAAAUAAUGUAUUAUCAUUAACUAAAAAGAAAAAAAUUGCUCAUAAUUAAUUAGGAUUGAGAUUGACAGGAACAAGGCUUCUUACGCAUAUAAAUGAAUAAUCCCAUUUGAUCCAACCUCCUAAUAUCUCAAUUCUCCGAAUGCGUUUGUCGGGCUCAUACGGAGAUGUUUGAUUCUCCUCCUCCUCUUUUAGGUCAUAGUCGAAUAAGUUACAGCUAUUAACAUCCAAUAAGAGUUUAUCGCCAGUUUUUGAAUACCCUAUAGGCUUAACAUGUGAUGUUAAUAAACUUUUCAAACAUAGAUUCGGUUUGUAUGUGGAGAAUAUUCUAAUCCAUGAUUCAAUAAUUCCAUAUUCCUUCAUCACCCAAAUCUCAACUAGAAACUCACGUUCGUCAUCGGUGCUCAUACUGAGGCAUCCUCCCACUUCCCCUAAUUCUACAAGCAAAUAUUCCUCAUGCUUUAAUACAUCAGGAAUCGGCACUGCACGAAAUCUUUCGUCUUCCAAAUUGAAAGAAACGAUCAGCCGAUCUUUAAUAUCAUCUGGUUCCGAAACAAUCCAGUGCAAACAAGAGCCAACAAGAGUACCCCAAUUUCUUUUAUCAUCCCCACGUACUUUAUAAGGGAAGUCUUGGAUCCUUCUAGAAAAAUUAUGUUUUACGCUAUAAACCAUAACUCUAGAUCGAUUUCGACUCUUGUUGUUGAUUGUCCGGAUCCUGAUGACCUUGUAAUCGUCGCUUACAGGAUCAUAGCCGAAUCCAUCAAGAAGAUAAUCAGAGCUACGAAUUUUACGAUCCGAUCCCCAAAAAUUAGGUAGCUUUUGUUGCUUUUUGGUUGAUGGAUUCCAUAGUGACAUGCCUUGAUCAGGAUGGUACAAUGCGAUCAAGCCAUUGCAAGAACCAAAUAUAACAAGAUUUCUCAAGUGAUCAUCAUAAUUAGGUUCAAUACCCUGAAACACAGAGAAAAUAUGUUCAAAUUCUACUAGCUGGUGGUCCGGACAAUCUAAAUUCAUCGUAUAGGUUUUAUUGUUUCGCCAUCUACACGGUUGUAAGUCCGUUUGAGCAAUGAUGAGGCUACGAUUGGUGUUUGUAUUUUUAGAAUUCGAGAGAUGAAAGUUUAUGAAAUCGCGGCUGUCAAUUAAAGAACAAUAUGCUUUUGAUAAGCACCUAAAGCGAAGAAGAGACUUAACAGGUAAGUACUUUAGUAUGUCAUACGUAAUAUCAGAUGGUAUUUCUGACAUUGUUGUAGUUCAACGAUGAAGCAGGCAGAUUUAGGGUUUUAUAUGGUGAUGGAUAUAUACUUCUCACUGUAAUGGCUUUGGUUUGGAAAUAAAAAUUGUUUUCUUUUUAUGCACUCAA
This is a messenger RNA of Mercurialis annua (annual mercury), 5822 nucleotides long. Its product is annotated as disease resistance-like protein DSC1. The record is from RefSeq and is a predicted model, not a curated record. The transcript has 8 exons. Gene Ontology annotation, molecular function: ADP binding; protein binding. Lineage: Eukaryota; Viridiplantae; Streptophyta; Magnoliopsida; Malpighiales; Euphorbiaceae. Bases 475 to 3963 code for a protein of 1162 amino acids. Gene Ontology annotation, biological process: signal transduction; defense response.